Messenger RNA from Megalops cyprinoides (Indo-Pacific tarpon), 6103 nucleotides. RefSeq names its product plexin-B2-like. Gene Ontology annotation, molecular function: protein binding; semaphorin receptor activity. Bases 560 to 6103 code for a protein of 1847 amino acids. NCBI's taxonomy places the organism in Eukaryota, Metazoa, Chordata, Actinopteri, Elopiformes, Megalopidae. Gene Ontology annotation, biological process: positive regulation of axonogenesis; negative regulation of cell adhesion; regulation of cell migration. The record is from RefSeq and is a predicted model, not a curated record. The transcript is spliced from 36 exons. Gene Ontology annotation, cellular component: semaphorin receptor complex.
UUCUUGUUUUCGCUCCAGAGGGGUGGGCAGAGAUGUAAGUUGUUCUCUGGUGUUUUCCUGUUGUUUUGUUAUUUCGUUCCCUGCCCUUGGUGUAAACUGAUCCCUCCAGAGUCAGGCUUUGUACUGGAAAGGGGGAGGAGAAUACCCCAUUCUCUCCUCUUUCGUUCGGCGUCUCGCUCUCCUCCGUUCUUUUUUUUCUGAAUUUCCUGUUUCAAAUGUUACUCAAAGCGGAUGUGAGCUGCUCUCACAGGUGUGUCUUCAGCUGAGCCACAGUUUGCGACGAAACACACCUGGCUUCAUCAUGUGAUCCGGUACCUGGGCGUGGAGAAAGACUUUGGUGUGUUAUGUGGGAUUUUUUAAGUUGUCCUUGUCGCUUUUCUUAGGAUUGUCCAUCUCCGUUUCCAUGGAAUGGUGCUUUUUUAGCUACUCUCAUUGGCUUUUGGGAGAGUAAGAUGUGAACUUUUUUUAUUAUUGUGUAUCCGGCGUUUAUUUUUUGUUUUUAUUUUCGAGAGAAACGAAAUCUGGACAACUCGAUUGUGCUCCCAAGUGCUUCCAAGAAAUGGCGAGGUGGGCCCAGGCUAGCCUGCUGCUGUUGCUGCUGUGUGCCUCCGCUGGCUGGUGCGAGGGGACCAUACGGGAGUUCAGCACUGACCCCGCCACCAUCAACAAUGUGGUUCAGGACCCCCAGACAGGGAGGGUGUACGUGGGGGCCGUGGAUGUCAUCUACCAGCUCAACUCCUCGCUGCACGAGGAGAGGAGGAGGGCGACGGGCCCCAAGAUGGACAGCCCUCAGUGCACGCCCCCCGACAUCUCCAACUGCAUCGACGCCAAGCUGACGCACAACGUCAACAAGCUGCUGCUGGUGCACGAGGCCAACGCCUCGCUGGUGGUCUGCGGCAGCCUCUUCAAGGGCAUCUGCUCCCUGCUCAACCUCACCAACAUCGAGCAGCUCAUCUACUACAGCGACGGCAAGGGAGAGAAGACCUACGUGGCCAGCGUGGAGGAGACGGUGUCCGUGGUGGGGGUGAUGUCCAACUUCACCAAAGACAACGACGCGCUGAGCGUCUUCCUGGUGGGGAAGGGCUACGGCAGCCACGACAGCACCAAGCUGAUCAGCACGCGCAUCCUGGAGGACUACCGCGACUGGGUGGUGUUCGAGAACAUCGUGGAGGCCUCCACCGUGCAGGCCACCUCCUUCGUAAACAAGUACAUGCACAACUUCCGCCACGCCUUCAAGGCGGAAAGUUUCAUCUACUUCCUCUUCUCACGCACGAGGGGGGCGGCGGACAACUUCACCUUCGUCUCGCGGCUCUGCGAGAAUGACCAGCAGUACUACUCCUACACAGAGCUGCAGCUCAACUGCAGCUCCAGCAACACCUACAACAAGGUGCAGGCGGCCUACGUAGCCACCCCCGGCAAGGAACUGGCUGACAAUAUGACCCAGUCCAGCCAAUACGGGCCCGUGCAGGCCUCAGAUAUGGUGCUGUUUGCCGUGUUCAGCAACGACGAGAACACCAAAUCGGCACUCUGCAUGUACCCUUUGAAAGCCAUCAAUCGGAGACUGAUGGAACUUCUCGUUGCCUGCUACAGCGACAGCGGGAAGAUCAACAACAAAGAUGCCGUCUACCCUCCGUACUCAUCAACACAGGGGUUUUGUUCGACCUCUUCUGCAAAAGAUAUGGCGGAAAAAUUCAAAUGUGGGGCGGACUUCCUGACCUCUCCCCUGGCCAGCACAGAGGCCUUCGCCCUGACUGCCGAGGCUGUGUACGAGAGGAAGGGGCUGCUGACGGCGGUGGCGGUCGCUGUGGAGAACAAUCACGCUGUGGCCUUUCUGGGCACCAGCGCAGGAGACGUGCUCAAGGUGCAUUUGUCGAGUGCUCCCAGCGUCUACAGUCGCAUCGCAUCCAGCAGCAGCACAGUCAACAAAAACCUCUUCUUUGACACAAGCCACACCCACCUAUACAUCACCACUGCGCUAAAGAUCACUAAGGUGCCCGUGCAGGAGUGCCACCUGUUGGAGAGCUGCAGUGCCUGCAUGGAGCCCAGAGACCCGUACUGCGGGUGGUGUGUGCUGGAAGGCAGGUGCACCAGGAAGUCGGACUGCAGGGGAGCUGAGCAGAGGAACCGCUGGCUGUGGAGCCCAGACCAGCAGUGCGUGAAGAUCGAGUCCUUCACCCCACCCAACAUGAGCUGCAGGAAGACACAGGAAGUGAAGAUCAGUGUACCCUCCCUACCGAAUGUGGAGAGGGAGACAGUGCAGUGCCAUUUCAACUCCAUCAAGACCCCAGCAAUAGCCAGUGGAACAACUGUGUCCUGCCCUCUCCCAGACCCGAACCAAAUCCCAGUCACUCCCGAAAAGCAAGAUUUCGUGGCGGUGCCUGUGAAGAUCUUUGUUGGUGAUGUGGAAGUGGCAGCCAGUGAAUAUAAGUUCUAUAACUGCAUCGCAGCCAUACGGAAGGCGGAGAACACACCGUGCGCUUCCUGUGUGACCAGUGAGUGGGGCUGCCAGUGGAACAGUAAAGAUCACAUCUGCAGUGACAGGGAUAAUGCGAUAGGGGGCGCUCACAUUAUCCAACAUCAACAGGAAGCUAACUGUCCACGGUUUGAGAACCCGAAGCCAACACUCAUUCCUGUGGGAUUCAAAACCCCCAUUGAAUUUGAAGGGGUCAAUCUGGAUGUUUAUAAGGAUCAGGAGUUUAAGAUCGGCACUGAGCUGAUGAAGCAGACAGAGGAGAGGGUCACGUCUGAUCAGAGUUCACACUUCAGCUUUGGGGGAUACGAGUUCGCCUAUGACAAAGCCCAGACGGUGGACGUGCUCUUCUACGUGAAGGACAGGAACACGGAGAAAAAGAUCGACAGCACUUUGAACGUGACCCUGUAUAACUGCUCCUUCGGCCGGGAGGACUGCAGCCUGUGCAAGAACGCUCCCUCGCAGUACAGCUGCGUGUGGUGCGCCGCGACCAAAGCCUGCGUCUACAGGACCCUGUGCCCCACGGGGGAUGCGCCAGAGUGCCCCAACCCUCAGAUCACCGAAAUCAUCCCUCAGUUCGGACCGCUGAAUGGCGGCAUUUCUGUCACCAUCAAAGGGUCCAACCUGGGCAUCACAAAAGAGGACAUCAAAAACAUCAGUGUGGCCGGCGUUCCUUGCUUCCACCAGCUGGAGAAGUACUCUGUCUCCACCAGUGUGGUGUGUGAGGUCGGCUCGGUCACCCCCCUCAGCCCACACACGGGGCAGGUGGAGGUGGAGGUGGCGGGAGGAAAGUGGGGAAAGUCCGACGUCCUCUUCACAUUCAGGGACCCUAAGGCUAAGAAAGUCCAGCCUGACAGGGGCCCAGCUGCAGGAGGGACAGUGAUUACGAUAUCAGGGAACGAUCUGGACACAGCCACCAGAGAGGACAUCCACAUCUUCGUGGGGGGAGUGGCCUGCACAGUGGAGACGUUUGGCAGUGAGAUUACCUGUAAAACGGACCCGUACACUGAAGCGGUCCCCUCCGACAAGCUGCCUGUUACAGUGUCGUACGGGAAAAGCACCACCACCCAGGUUCUUACAGCAUUCCAGUUCUGUGUGAACCCCAAACUGGAGAAAUACUACCCCAAGAGCAGCUUCAUAUGUGGGGGGAGGAAGAUCGUGGUGACUGGGACCGGGUUCGACAUCAUCCAGAAGGCCUCCAUGCAGGUUCAGCCCUUGACGGACGAGGGGUCAAAGAUUCCCAACACAAAAGAGUUUGUGAUGGAGGCCCUGAGCAAAAACGACUCGGUGCUGCAGUUCCUCUCCCCCGAGGUGGACAAGAGCUACGAGAACCACUCCUUCAGGACCGUCGUCUUUCUGGACAACGUCCAGGAGGAGCUCCAGGGCUUUGUGUACCACCCAAACCCCAUUUUCGAUAACAUGAGCAAGACGUUCUUCAUGGAGGCCAGCGCCAUCUCCGUUACUGGCCGAGGCUUUGCCAAGGCGAUGACGGCAGAGGAGGCGCAGGCGUUUGUGGGUGAUGUGCCGUGUCAGGUGACCACUCUCCAAGACACCCGUCUUUACCUGGCCCCGCCCUCUGCACAGCCCAAAGCCCGCUCCAAACGGCACAAGAGGAACACCAGCUCUGACCCCCUCGAGCUCAUGAUCAAGUUUGGUAAUGGUGAGUGGGUGGUGGGCUCAGUAGACUACUACAAGAAGGAGGAGUUUCCCCUCUACAUCAUCAUCCCUGCAGUGAUCGUUCCCAUGCUGCUGAUCAUCGCAAUUUCCGUCUACUGCUACAGGAGGAAGAGCCAGCAGGCCGAGAGGGAGUAUGAGAAGGUGAAGCACCAGCUGGAGAACCUGGAGGAGAGUGUUCGCGACCGCUGCAAGAAGGAGUUCACAGAUCUGAUGAUUGAGAUGGAGGACCACACCAGUGACCUCAGCGAGGCUCGCAUCCCCUUCCUCGACUACAAGACCUAUACCGACCGGGUCUUCUUCCUGCCCUCCAAGGACGGCGCCAAUGAUGUGAUGAUCACAGGCAAGGUGGACAUCCCAGAAGCCCGCAGGGCUAUUGUGGCACAGGCCCUCAACCAGUUCUCCAACCUGCUCAACAGCAAGACCUUCCUCAUCAACUUCAUCCGCACCCUGGAGGGACGCCCCGACUUCAAUGCCCGGGCGAGGGGUUAUUUCGCCUCCCUCCUGACGGUGGCGCUGCACGGGAAGCUGGAGUACUACACGGACAUCAUGAGGACCCUGCUGCUGGAGCUGAUGGAGCAGUACGUCCACAGCAAGAACCCCAAACUCAUGCUGCGGAGGUCAGAGACGGUGGUGGAGAGAAUGCUGUGCAACUGGAUGUCCAUCUGUCUCUACCAGUUCCUGAAGGACUCUGCCGGGGAGCCUCUGUACAAACUGUUUAAAGCCAUCAAGCACCAGGUGGAGAAGGGUCCGGUGGACGCGGUGGUGAAGAAGGCCAAGUACACGCUGAACGACACGGGGCUGCUGGGAGACGAUGUGGAGUACUGUGUGCUGACCCUGCAGGUGCUGGUGCACGGGGAAGGUCCGGACGUGACCCCGGUGAAGGUGCUCAACUGCGACACCAUCUCCCAGGUGAAGGAGAAGAUCAUCGAGCAGGUGUACCGGAACCUGCCCUACUCACAGAGGCCCAAGGUGGAAAGUGUCACUCUAGAGUGGCGCCCUGGCUCCACUGGGCAGAUCCUGUCUGAUCUGGACCUAACAUCACAGAAGGAGGGCCGGUGGAAGCGCAUGAAUACUCUGGCGCACUAUAACGUGCGAGACAACGCCACGUUGGUCCUCUCCCGGGUCAUGCACCCACCUCAGUCUUAUGACCAGCACCAGGACAGCCAUGAAGAGAAGAACGCCCUGCUGGAAGACGAUAAGGUGUUCCACCUGGUGCGGCCGGCGGAGGAGCUGGAAGAGAUGAAGUCCAAGAGGGGCAGCAUGAAGGACAAGGCAAUGACAAAAGCCAUCACCGAGAUCUAUCUGACACGGCUGCUCUCCGUCAAGGGCACGCUGCAGCAGUUUGUGGAUGACUUCUUCCGCAGCGUCCUGUGCUCUGGCGCCGUCGUGCCCCCCGCUGUCAAGUACUUCUUUGACUUCCUGGACGAGCAGGCACUGAAACACGACAACGUGGACGAGGAGACCAUCCACAUCUGGAAGACCAACAGCUUGCCUCUGCGGUUCUGGGUGAACAUCCUGAAGAACCCCCACUUCAUCUUCGACGUGCACGUGUCUGAGGUGGUGGACGCCUCCCUGUCGGUCAUCGCUCAGACCUUCAUGGAUGCCUGCACCAAGACGGAGCACAAGCUGAGCCGGGACUCCCCAAGCAACAAACUACUCUAUGCAAAGGAGAUUUCCACGUACAAGAAGAUGGUGGACGACUACUACAAGGGAAUCAAGCAGAUGGUGUCAGUCAGUGACCAGGACAUGAACACACACCUGGCAGAGGUGUCACGGUCGCACACAGACAAGCUCAACACGCAAGUGGCCCUGCACCAGCUGUACCAGUAUGCAAGCAAGUACUACGACGGGAUCAUCGCCUCGCUGGAGGACGACCCCGCGGCACAGAGCAAGCAGCUGACCCUGCGGCUGCAGCAGAUAGCGGCGGCGCUGGAGAACAAAGUGACGGACCUCUAA